AUGGCCAUUGCUGCUCUGCAGAUCACGGGACUGAUCCUUGGAGGCAUUGGUGCAGUUGGGACUUUUGCCAUUACUGGCAUGCCUCAGUGGCGAGUGACUGCUUUCAUUGAAAACAACAUUGUGGUUUUUGAAACGAUCUGGGAAGGUCUCUGGAUGGACUGCAUAAGACAAGCUGACAUCAGGAUGCAAUGCAAAGUCUACGACUCCCUCUUGGCUCUGUCCCCUGACCUUCAGGCUUCCAGAGGCCUGAUGUGUGUGGCUUCAGUCUUGGCAUUCAUUGCAUUUGCAGUAGCCAUUCUUGGCAUGAAGUGUACACAGUGUACCGGAAAGGAUGACCGAGUAAAGGGCUACAUUUUGCUAGCCGGUGGCAUUGUUUUCAUUAUUGCUGGCAUCAUUGUGUUCAUCCCAGUGAGCUGGGUUGCCCGUAACAUCAUCCGAGACUUCUACAAUCCGGUUGUUUCAGUGGCUCAGAAGCGAGAGCUUGGGGAGGCCCUUUACAUUGGCUGGACAUCUGCCUUUUGCCUCAUUGCUGGAGGAGCCAUUCUUUGUUGCUUCUGUGGUUGUAAUGAAAAAAGUGGAACAUACCAGUACUCAGUGCCUUUGCAACAGACAGCUUGCAGCAGCCAUUAUGUGCAAAGAAGAUCUGACCGUGCCUAUUCUAAAAGUCAGUAUGUUUAG
Messenger RNA from Euleptes europaea (tarantolino), 678 nucleotides. Its product is annotated as claudin-8-like. Gene Ontology annotation, cellular component: plasma membrane; bicellular tight junction. Gene Ontology annotation, biological process: cell adhesion; bicellular tight junction assembly. Lineage: Eukaryota; Metazoa; Chordata; Lepidosauria; Squamata; Sphaerodactylidae. Gene Ontology annotation, molecular function: structural molecule activity. The transcript has a single exon. The record is from RefSeq and is a predicted model, not a curated record. Bases 1 to 678 code for a protein of 225 amino acids.